AUGGCAACGACCGGGACUGCAGCUCGAGCAACUGAAUUUGUCAAGAAACAGGACGAGGAGUGGCGUGCGGUUCUGUCUGCUGAGCAGUUUAGGGUUCUCAGACAAAAAGGCUUAGAGAAACGAGGCAAAGGAGAGUAUACAAAACAUUUCGAGGAAGGGACUUAUAGUUGUGCUGGCUGUGGAAAUGCUCUUUACAAAUCCACCACUAAGUUCGACUCCGGUUGCGGCUGGCCGGCCUUCUUCGACGCCAUCCCCGGUGCUAUCAAUCAGACACCAGAAGCAGAUGGAAGAAGAAUGGAGAUCACAUGUGGAGUAUGUGAUGGACAUCUUGGCCAUGUUUUCAAAGGAGAAGGUUACUCUACUCCUACCGAUCAACGUCACUGCGUCAAUAGUAUCUCUCUCAAAUUUUCUUCUAGUACUUGA
This is a messenger RNA of Eruca vesicaria subsp. sativa (arugula), 423 nucleotides long. The record is from the annotation of a GenBank genome assembly. Lineage: Eukaryota; Viridiplantae; Streptophyta; Magnoliopsida; Brassicales; Brassicaceae.